Messenger RNA from Drosophila montana, 4927 nucleotides. RefSeq lists its product as uncharacterized. The coding region runs from base 143 to 3958 and encodes 1271 amino acids. The transcript has 7 exons. The record is from RefSeq and is a predicted model, not a curated record. Lineage: Eukaryota; Metazoa; Arthropoda; Insecta; Diptera; Drosophilidae.
UUUUUUUGCUGCAAGUUCUCGCGCCACUUAAAGUCCUUUUGCCGGCCUGGACUGCAUUUUGAGGGCCUGGGCUCAGCAUGCGGCCAACAGACACCGCCCGUCGCAAGGAGCCUAAACUGUGAGCAAUGUCCAGACAGCAGACAUGUCCAUGUCGGAACGGAACACGCCCAGCCAUGGGGCAACGGCAACGGCAACGCCCUCGCAUCAUCGCCAGCAUCGGCCGCCGGACGUUGAGGAGGCGCUCUCCUCAAUGCUCUGGACGCCCUAUGAGCGCACCACGCCCACGGCCAGCUCCUCGGAUGAGGAGGACGAUGACGACAUGCGGCUCAAUCGCAAGCUGCGCAAAUCGCACAGCAGCUACGAGACGAGCGGCAGCUGCAGCCGAUCUGCCCUGAGCCAGCUGGCACCACUGACCCCACUGACCCCAAUGACCCCACCACUGACAUCGAUAGCACCACCUGCAGCCGCAGGAGUCGUCGCUCCUCUUCCCGUGCCUUUUCCCAGUUUUAGUUGCGCCUUUGAGGCGGCCAAGACGAGCCGGAGCCGGAAUCGCUACUCAUAUCCAAGCUACUAUGGCAGUCCGGCGCACACACUCACCCAAUGGUGUUCCUCGGCGGCCACGGCCAUUAAGGAGCCGCCCUCGUACGAGUCCCUCUACGAGGCGAGCGUCUCCGGCGUUGGCGCGGCCAGGGCAAGCUUGGCUCCCGUCCAGCCGAACAAUCUACAAUGUGAUAGAUCGCAACGAUCCCCAGCAACAACAACUAAACACGAUGACGAUGACGAUGAUGAUGAUGAUGAUCAACCCAAACUAACGGCAAAUGUUCCCGCUGAGCGUUUGGUGCGCUCCUUCACGGACGAUUAUAUAUCGCAGAACUGCGCAUUAUUCACGCCAGCGAUAAACGACACAGAAACGGCAACAACGGUAACGAGUCAAAAGCAAAAGCCAACAGAGACGAAUGCAAGAUCACAACAAAGUGCAGAAAAUCAAAGCGACAGCAGCAGAGCGAAUUGCAUUAUCAAUGAAAACGGCGACAAAGAAGACAACGACGACAGCGACAAAGGCAACGACGUUGGCGAUGAGCAAGAAAUGGCAACAACGAAAACUGCAGCAGCAACAACAACCAGAGCAAACGAGGAAACAGGCACAAAUGCAGUCGGAGUCGAAGUCGCAGUCGCAGUCGCAGCUGGAGUGCAGGUCAAUCAACCUGUUUCCUGUGCAGCAGCAGCAGCAGCAGCACCCAAUCGCACUCUCAGUCGCAGCCGCAGUCGCAGUCGAAGAGAGCACGCGUCAGCAGCGGAGAGAGCACCAGCAGUAGCAGCAGCAGCAGCGACGACGGCGUUCAGUGGUUGUUCAAGCGAGUUUCGCUCGGCAGCGAUCAGUCUCUCGAGUACGUUCGGCGCGUACACAACAGAUGUGCGUCAAAUCGGCAGUUACUAUACUAAUAACAACAAUAACAACAACAACAACAUUCAAACAUUGACGUCGUGGUUGUCGCGGGGGCGCUACAACAACAACUCGUGUAGCAGCAGCAGCAGCGACGCGCUGCGGCCCAACAAAUGUUUGGCAGAACUCGAACGGUUGUAUGCCGAAUUUCGCGCGAGUGAAAGUCUCUUCGAGCAUCGCCUGAGUCAGGCGCCAAACGAUAGCGAUAACGAUAGCGAUAUCGAUAUCGAUAGCGAUACGAUGCGUCUAAAUGUGGCUGCAGAGCCGCCGCCGCCGCCGCCAACAGCAACGGCAGCAACACAAACUGCAACAACAGUUGGCAGCAGCAACAGCAGCAGCGUUUUUCUCAGCAACAACAAGACGGGCAGCGACAGCAGCAACAAUGCCAAAAGCAUCAGCAACAUUGCAAUAUUGCCCGCGGCAACAAAGUCCUGUCAGCGUCAGCCAAGUCUGACGAUACAAGUGAACAACGGCAGCAGCAGCAGCGGCAGCAACAAUAACGGUACUAAUAACGGUAAUCAGCAGGUUUGUGUCGCGUCGCCCACAAGCACAGCCACAGUAACAACAACAACAACAACUGCAACACAAGACAACAACAACGUUGUUUGUGUCGUAAAUUGCAAUUACAGCAACAGCAACACCCCCAGCAACAACAACAACAGCAGCAACAACAACAACAGCAGCAUUGUUGCGAUUAAUAAUUGUGUGCCAGCAACCAAAGUGUUUAGUGCAAGUGUACAAAAUAAGUUAAAUAAUAAUAUCAAUAAUAAUAAAAAUACGCAAGUGGAUGUGCAACAUGUUGCAAGUGCCAGUGUGAGCAACAGCAGCAGCCACAAUAAUAAUAAUAAUAAUAAUCUAAAUAAUAUUAAUAAUAAUAAUUGUAUUAAUAAUAAUGUGAAUGUGUCCAGUGCUGAUAACAGUGUCAAAGUAAUCAAUGUGAAUGCCACGCCCCCACGCACUUUCACCUCUACCGAAUGCCAAACGGAUGAUCUAAGCAACGGCAACUGCUCGCAGCAGCAGCAGCAACAGUUGCAGGCGCAGCAGCAGCAGCAGCAGCAACAGUUGCGCACACGCGAGCAACGUCGCCGCGAACGUCGCGAGCGCCGCCAGCAACAGCAGCAGCAGCUGCAGCUGCAUCAGCAACAGUUGCCCCCUCACCAUGCGCGUCGGCAACACGCGCCGCCCCUGCAUCCACCGCCCCACUUGCAUCAUCCACAUCCGCAUCCGGCUGCCUUGGGCCUGGCUCGGGCCUUGUUGCCGGACAUUCUGCACAGCCACGGCCACUACCCGCCGCCGUACAGCGCCCUGACCGCCGGCGGACCGCCCCCACCGCCCCAGGCGGCCGUACCGCCGCUGCCACCGCCACCGCCGCCGCCGCAAGCGCCCGUGCCAAUGCCCGUGCCACUGUUGACUCCGGUUAUAUCGACGGUGCCGCUGCCGGGCGCCGCACCGCUGAUGAGUGAUGGACGCUUCACCUUGCCGCUGCCCAUCAUGCGCAGAUCCCCCUCGGAGCGUUCCGGCAAAGGUUGCUGUGGCCAAUGGUUCGCUGGGCCGCCGCUGCGCGCUCUCAUUGCUGUUGUUGCGCUUGGGGGCGUGGCCUGUGCCCUCGGCGGCGCUGCACUGGGCGCCACGGGUCUGGCUGGCCCGCCAAAUUCGCAUCUGACCGCCGCGCUGCUAAUGAUUGGAGUCGGCGUUGUGCUGGUCACUGUCAGCGGCGCCGCUUGGCGGAUGACAGCGCCCGGCGGCCAGAGCUGCCUCGGCCUGGGCACCACCGUCGACCUGGCCCGCUGCGGACGUCGUCCGUGCACCCGCGGCGGCGGCGCGCCCCACGGACUGCUCUAUCCGGAGUUUCAGCACCGACCGCCGCCGCCCUCCUACCAGGCCAGCAUGCAGGAGUAUCGUCUGAGACUUUUGCUUUUGGACCGCGAUCGCCAGAACGGAGUGGUGCGUGGCAAUUCGCCGCCGCCAACCUAUCGAUCUCAUGCCGGCAGCUUGCUGAGGGCGCCGUUGACCACACUACGCUCGGGCAUAGGCGGCGGCGGCGGCGGAGGCGGAGGCGGAGGCGGAGGCACCAUCAGCAGCAGCAUGGGCGGCUCCGAGUACAGUCUGCCGCCGAGCUAUCGCAGCCGGAAUGCGACGCCCGCCUCGCUGACGCUGGCCAGCUGCGAGCGGACCAUCGAGACGGCGCCAUCGGGCCGGCUGCUGGCCAAUGAGGAUCUGCCGGAGCUAUCGCCGGAGCAAUUGCCCGACUACAGUGCGCUGCAGUCCAACACAUUGCUCACCUCGGCCAUUGUCGAAAUCGAGUCCAGGAAUCGCAGCCAAAACCAGGACACUCCGACGACGACGAAGACAACAACGACGGCGACCAAGGCCAAAGACCUGGUAACCAUUGUGACCAUAUCCCAGGCGAACAACGUGCAGUCAGCUGGAAGGGCUCAGGCACAGGCACAGGGCCAGGUGCCAGCAUCAUCUCAGUCAGCACUCGACCAGAUCGAUAUAUUGGCCCACUUGUAGCCCUGCCACAGCGAAACUGAAAUCAAGCGGAAAACAAGGCGCUUCAUUUGAAAAGUCGCAACAGUCGAGUUUUCCUUUUCGUCUACGCAUUCUUUUUUUUUUUUUGUAGUUUGUUUGUUUGUUAAUCUUAAACACUCGUUAACCCAAAGGUAUUUAUUUGUACGAUACGAAAAACUAAAAACUCUGCUCCUAAAUGAAUAUAUGAUAUAUAUAUAUAAACUAAACCCUAACUAUAGUUCAUGCAUCUUUGAUAUAUAUAUACCGAUAAGCGGCAUUUAGACACUAAGAUAUAUAUGUUUGUUGUACUUGAAUGUGUUGAAUUUAUUUUUGUAAGCAUCAGAAAUGCGCUGCGUAUCUAUUACGAACUAUCGUAAAAGUAUUAAAAUAUUCCAAAAACAAAGCAAAAAAAAAAACAAAAACAAAACGAAACUAUCCCCAAAAAACAGUUUAAAAAAAAAAAAUUAACACAAUUUUGUAAAUAACAAUUUCGAGUGCAUUUCUAGCAUGCGUUAAGUGUAGAUUCUCCCCAACCCAAUAGAUAUAUAUACGAUAUAUAUAUAUAUAUAUAUAUAUAUAGGUAUGUGAAAAACUCUGAUGUAAAUUCGCAACGGAACGCUACGGUGACAAAUUUUGCGCGCAUUUUCGAAUAACGAAUCAAACGGAAACUCUGAAACUGAUUUCUGAAUGCGUUUCAAACAAAUAAAAAUAAAAUAUAUUAUAUAAUAUAAAAUAAAAUAAAGAGAAGAUAAACCUAAAGAUAAACUAAACUAAUUACGAAUCAAUUGUAGCGCAGUUGCAGUUGCGUAUGUUAUCAAUAUUGAAUACUGAUACAGAUCGUGCAUAAGUACAAUACAGUUAGCAAAUAAAUACUAUAUAUAUAUGUAUAUGCUAUAUAAAUAUAUAGAAAUACUUGAAUCCAACUUAAGGUCCUCUGUUUUAUGUGCAAGGCUAAAUAAACUAAAAAGCAAA